AUGCCAGAGUCCAAGGUCAUUCCGGCCUCGGCCACGCCAGUAGCAAAGCCAACGGCUACUUUCACCGGCGAUGUCUACAUGGAACUGAUCAACCGCGACGAAAGCGCGGUCAUCGCAAACGUUACCUUCACCCCAUGCGCUCGGACGCAUUGGCACACCCACGUUGGAGGACAGAUGAUUAGAGUGCUGGCCGGUAGCGGAUGGGUCUGCGACAAGGGCGGCGAGGCGAAGCGAAUCAACGCUGGAGAUACUGUUUGGGCUCCUCCGGGCACGACUCACUGGCACGGCGCCGAUGAUGGAAGCAUUAUGACGCACUUUGUUGUUGGCAUUGGAGAAACGAAGUGGCAUGAGGCUGUCACCGAUGAGGAUUACAAGAAGCGGUCCGAAUGA
Colletotrichum abscissum is the source of this 390-nucleotide messenger RNA. Its product is annotated as cupin domain-containing protein. Bases 1 to 390 code for a protein of 129 amino acids. The transcript has a single exon. NCBI's taxonomy places the organism in Eukaryota, Fungi, Ascomycota, Sordariomycetes, Glomerellales, Glomerellaceae. The record is from RefSeq and is a predicted model, not a curated record.